This is a messenger RNA of Carcharodon carcharias (great white shark), 5147 nucleotides long. RefSeq names its product ligase IV, DNA, ATP-dependent (gene lig4). Gene Ontology annotation, cellular component: DNA-dependent protein kinase-DNA ligase 4 complex; DNA ligase IV complex. Gene Ontology annotation, molecular function: ATP binding; DNA binding; DNA ligase (ATP) activity. NCBI's taxonomy places the organism in Eukaryota, Metazoa, Chordata, Chondrichthyes, Lamniformes, Lamnidae. The record is from RefSeq and is a predicted model, not a curated record. The transcript is spliced from 3 exons. Bases 224 to 2962 code for a protein of 912 amino acids. Gene Ontology annotation, biological process: immunoglobulin V(D)J recombination; double-strand break repair via nonhomologous end joining; nucleotide-excision repair, DNA gap filling.
UGCGGCGGCGCGGUGCUGGUGGGCGGGUGAGAGUGCGGCGGCGCGGUGCCGGUGGGUCGGAGUGCCGAGGCAGUUCUAUUUCCUGAAAAGAGUAUUCUCCUCCUUCAGGUACCAUUCCUCUAAGAGGAAUGUUGGUGACCGUUGGACUUCCAUUGCAUUGGUCCACGAUGAAACUUGGAAAACUACCACAGUGAUUGCAUCUUUGCACUAUUACGGAUUCAUCAUGUCUGCAACAUCUGUAUCAGAUAGUUCAUUGAUAAAGACUGUGGCCACUAAAGUCCCUUUUAGUGACCUGUGUUUAACAUUGGAAAAAAUACAGAAGACUAAGUCCAGGCCUGAUAAAAAUAAAUAUUUCAAAGACUUCCUGGAUUCAUGGAGAAAUUUCCAUAACACCCUUCACAAGAAUGAUUUAAACACCACUGAUUCCUUCUACCCAGCAUUGCGUCUGAUCCUUCCUCAGCUUGAGAGGGAGAGAAUGGCAUAUGGAAUAAAAGAGACAAUGCUUGCAAAGCUUUACAUUGAAGUUCUUGGUUUGCCGAAAGAUGGAAAAGAUGCUCUUAAACUCCUGAACUACAGAGCUCCAACCAACUCACAGAGAGAGGCAGGUGACUUUGCUGUGAUUGCAUAUUUUGUUCUGAAACAGAGGUGUCCAAAUAAAGGCACACUAACUGUUCAAGGCGUAAAUGAACACUUGGACUCUAUUGCACUUAAUAAUGCUGCCAAGAGGAAAGAUUUGAUCAAGAAGAGCCUAUUGCAAUUAAUAUGUCAGACUUCAGCAUUGGAACAAAAGUGGCUUAUUCGUAUGAUCUUGAAAGACAUGAAAUUAGGCAUUAGUCAGCAAACUAUAUUUCAGUUAUUCCAUGCAGAUGCAUCAGAACUUCACAGCGUAACGACAGACCUAGAGAAAGUUUGCAGACAACUUCAUGAUCCCACUGUGUCCCUCAGUGAUGUCUCCAUCACAAUGUUUUCUCCUUUUAAGCCUAUGCUUGCUGCAAUUGCCAAUAUAAAACACAUUGAAAAGUUAAUGCACAACCAGAGUUUCUACUUAGAAACUAAACUGGAUGGAGAACGUAUCCAGCUUCACAAGGAUGGAGAUGUAUACAAGUAUUUUUCUCGUAAUGGAUAUGAUUAUAGCCAGCAGUUUGGCGGUGCUUCAUUGCAAGGGUCUCUCACACCAUUCAUUCACAAUGCCUUCAAGAGCACUUUGCAGAACUGCAUUCUGGAUGGAGAGAUGAUGGCCUAUAACCCAAUCACCCAAGCCUUUAUGCAGAAGGGAAACAAGUUUGACAUCAAAAGAAUGGUGGAUGAUUCAGAAUUGCAAACCUGUUUCUGUGUCUUUGAUGUGCUAAUGGUAAACAACCAGAAGCUGGCAAAUGAAACCCUCAGGAAAAGACAUGAAACCCUUCAAACUCUCUUCACAUCAGUGCCAGGACGCAUUCAGAUUGUGGAAAAAAUGGAAAUAAAAACAAAAAAGGAUGUGGCCGAUGCCCUAAAUGUAGCUAUAGAUCAAAGGGAAGAAGGAAUUAUGGUGAAGGAUCCUUUGUCUGUUUAUAAACCAGACAAACGUGGCGAAGGCUGGUUGAAAAUUAAGCCAGAAUAUGUUGACGGUUUGAUGGAUGAGCUUGACAUCUUAAUUGUUGGUGGUUACUUUGGUAAAGGCCAUCGUGGUGGAAUGGUAUCUCAUUUCUUAUGUGCUGUUGCAGAGCCUGCUUCACCUGCUGAGAAACCAUCAGUCUUCCACUCACUUUGCCGUGUAGGUUCUGGAUACACAAUGAAGGAGCUGUAUGAACUUGGACUGAAACUGGCUAAUCACUGGAAACCUUACUGCAAAAGAGAUCCUCCACCAAACAUUCUAUGUGGCACUGAAAAACCAGAGGUCUAUAUCGAACCGUGUAAUUCUGUUAUUCUUCAAGUCAAGGCAGCUGAAAUUGUGAGCAGUGAUAUGUAUAAAACAGGUUGCACUUUGCGUUUUCCACGAAUUGAAAAGAUCAGAGAUGAUAAGGAUUGGUACGACUGUAUGACAUUGCACGAUUUGGAUCAACUGUACAAUAAAGCAUCUGGGAAACUUGCAUCCAAACAUGUUGACCUAAGUGAUGAGGAACCAGAUAAGAAAAAACGUAAGAUUCCUACAAAGGCCAAAAAGUUAAUUGGCAUUGCAGAACAGUUUAAGGCCCAAGAUCUAUCGAGUGUUGACAAAGUUUCUAAUAUUUUUGAAGAUGUUGAAUUUUGUGUCUUGAAUGGUCUUCACGAUCACUCCAAAGCUGAGUUGGAGAAGGGAAUAGCUAAAUGUGGAGGGUUGGUCGUACAGAACCCAGGGCCAGACACAUAUUGUGUUAUUGUUGGCACAGUUAAUGUCCGUGUCAAAAAUCUUGUUGCUGCUAAUGAACAUGAUGUGGUGAAAGCUGACUGGUUGCUGGAGUGUUUACAAAAGAAACAUUUUAUACCAUGGCAACCUCAGUAUAUGAUUCAUAUGUCACCUUCUACAGAAAAACAUUUUGCCCAGGAAUAUGAUUGCUAUGGAGACAACUAUUAUGCUGAUACUGAUAAAAGUCAUCUCCGGGAGGUAUUCAAACGAAUGAGUAAACCAGAACAAAAUUUACCCUUUAAAACUAUUGCUGACCUAGAACAGCGAUACUUAUGGGACAUAUCCUCUCUAAGUAUGUUCAGACACUGCAUCGUUUAUAUAGAUUUCUACACUAGAAUUGGUGACUCUAGUACGCAGAUACAUGGCACAAGUUUAGAUUUGAGGAUUUUAGAGUUGCGGUUUCAUGGGGCACAAUGUGUCACAAACUUGAAAGAAGGUGUCUCACAUGUUGUCAUUGGUAAUGAUGUACAACGUCUCUCAGAACUAAAGUUGCGAAGGACGACAUUUAAAAGGAAAUUCAAAAUUGUGUUGGAAUCAUGGAUAACUGAUUCAGUAAAAGCAGGCAGUCUGCAAGAUGAAAAAUAUUAUCUGCUGUAGAAGAAUCAAUGAAAUAUAAGUAAGACUUGGGCAAUUCUUAACGUGGGCAAUGUAGAGUUUAUAAGUAAACUUGUUCGAUUCCACACCCUGCAAAACACUUCAAUUGAAGAUCAAAAUGUGUCUGAAGCUGUGCAAUCCUUCACAAAGAAAUUACAAUCUUGUUUUGUUUUUAUUUAUUUUUCUGCCUGGACACAAAGCAAUACAUGAUCCAGAAGCAGUAUUCCAGAUGGUGAUUGAUUAUACAGUUUCCUUUUUGAGUUUAACUUUUCAGUUUACCCUCUAAAAAGGAUGAGUUUCUUGAUGUGGGCAAAAUAGAACAAUAAUUUUAUCAAUGCACAAUAUUGCGAAUGCUGGAAAUCUGAAAUAAAAUAGAACAAAAUGCUGGAAAAACUCAGCAGAUCAUGCAGCAUCUGUGGAGAGAAACACAGUAAAUGUUUCAGGUCAAGUGACCUUUCAUCAGGAGUUCAGAUGAAAGGUCACUUGAUCUGAAACAUUAACUGUUUUUCUCCAUAGAUGCUGGCUGACCUGAGUUUUUCCAGCAUUUUUUAUACUUUGUAGUUAUCAUCAACAAUGCUUAAUUUUCUAAAUUUAAACCAAGGCUUUAAAAAUAAUAUUGAAACAGGAAGGAUCAGCACUAGAAGUGAUUGUAAUAUCAAAACAUUGUAUUUAAUAAUUGUGGAACUAAUGUUCUCCUUUUUAAAUUGACAUCCUUUACAGAUAACAUGUAAUAAGACUUAGGUCACAAAUCAGAUAAAGAAACCAUCUUGCCACCAUAACCUGCAUUAAAUAAUCUAAACCUGUCAUUAUUGUUUAGCUUGUCAGUAGCAAAAGGAAAUAUUCACUGUUUGGCUAUAUAUAAUGUGACUGUUUCGACUGGUAUUUUGUGUCGAAUUACAAAUCAUAACUGUCUUGUGUAUUGGAAGUGACACUUAAUGAAGCAAGAAGAUUGGUUUAAGCUGGUGAUGUAUACCUCAAACUUAUAACAACUAUGCACUAUACUCUGUUAUCAAGCAAAUCAAACCACAGGCUUUAAACAACAUUCUGGACUGAGACUACAGAAGAGAUGAAUUUACUUGUAACCUAAAGAGAAUAGGGCCAAACAAAAAGGUAUGGCAUUCCAUGACUGAUCAGACUGAGGGAAGCAAAAUAAAUUACACCAGAGACCAAACAGUGAGACAGUGGAGGGGGAAAUGUGGUUUUACAUAAAACUGCCUUAUUCUUCUGCAAAGUCAUUUUAGCAUAGAAUCCAUAAAGAAGAAUCCUUCCUAACUCCUUAGAGGGAGUUCUCAAGCAUUUUAAGAGAAUCACUUUUUAUGAUCUCUGAAAGUGAGCUGCUGAGAUAUUAACUAUUAUAGUAUGGGUGCUGGUUUCAGACUGCUUUCAACAUGUCUAGAACUGUCUAAAUGAGCCAGUUCUUCGUAGACCAUGAAUUUAUUUAUUUACACAGUUAUAUACCAUCGGAGCCUUUGAAUUAUUAAAUACUGCAGGGGAAUUGCUAAACCUAAUAAAUAGUAGCACUUCGAGCAAGGCUUCCUUGAUUUUGCUUCAAAGCUAAAUUUUAUUGUAAUAUGUAUGUGUUUUUUGUGCCAAAUACUUUAUUUUUAUUCAUACAUUGACCUUCAUUUUUUAAGUACACCAUGUUCCUUACUGUGUUGUACAGAUACAUAAAUUGAAAGUGAUCCAUGGUGGAGCAGAUCACACAGUUCAAAUUAUGACAAGUCAGAGCCAGUUAAUGGUUGAAGUAAGGAAAUGUACCACAUGUUUUGAGUAAAAUUUGUCUGAUUUUCACAUACUGUUUGCAUGUUAUUAAAAUUUUAGAUGUUAAAAUUAUUUUAUUCUAUGGCUUAGGAGAUUAAUUUCUCCUAACGAUGAGUUAACUCAUUUCCACAAGUGAUCAUACAAAUAAGUCAAUGGGAAAAUAGAUUUUUUUUAAGGAAAGUAGUGGAGGGUCCCUGUUUUUGCUUCAAAGCUAAACUGUAAUUAAACAUUAAGAUGUAUAUUUUCAGCAUUUAUAGCAAUGGUAAAAUUAAAUUAUCUUGGAAGAAUUUUAGAUUUGUACACAGGCUGGUGUCUAUAUGUACAUGUGCUGAUUGUCAGCAGAUAUUCUUAUCCACGUUAAUAGCAUUAAUAACUUGUAUUUUGAAAAAUAAUUUAAUAAAGAACCUGAUUAAGUGUGGAACAUUAA